This is a messenger RNA of Cynocephalus volans (Philippine flying lemur), 2082 nucleotides long. It is a transcript of the gene TTLL10, whose product is annotated as tubulin tyrosine ligase like 10. The coding region runs from base 1 to 2082 and encodes 693 amino acids. The transcript has 12 exons. Gene Ontology annotation, molecular function: protein-glycine ligase activity, elongating. Gene Ontology annotation, biological process: protein polyglycylation. The record is from RefSeq and is a predicted model, not a curated record. Lineage: Eukaryota; Metazoa; Chordata; Mammalia; Dermoptera; Cynocephalidae.
AUGCUAGGGGAGGGGCAAAAGCUGGCAGCAGCCACUGCAGGACAGCCAGGCUCCACGGCCAGGAAGCCCCUCCAACCCUCUGACCCUCCAGGUGGGCACCCCCGCCCCAGCAUGCCUCACGGCUGUCCUCAUUCCAGCAGGCACCCAGGCCGAGCCCAGCGACGCCGGACGGACAGCCCUGGCAGGGGAAGACUCGCCCGGCAGAGACAGGAUGCAGAGAUGGCCUCACCCCUGCAGGGAACCAGGCCCCACAGCCACCAUGGAAAAGGGGGCCAGCUACAGGCAGAUGUCCAAGUCCAGGACCCGGGAAGGUGCCCUUCCCCGGGCAGGGUGGGCCUGACCGCAUGCUCCAUCCGAGGGCUAGGACCUCGGGCUUCCCGAAGGUCCCACGGGGGGGCAGGGGCAGCAUCUUCCCAGCGGGGCCGCCGCCCAGGUGCCCCCAUGACAGUGGCCCGCAGCCGCAGCCGGUUCAUCCACCGCCAGAGACCACCCACUCGGACCCAAGCCGGCUCCAAGAGAAGCAAGCGGCCAAGGAUCCGGCGGCGCCGUGCACGGGCACCAGGCUGGGCCCAUGAGAGACUGAUGGGGAGUGGCCAAGAGGAGGGGCUCCUGCAUCAGCUGAGCCCACUGGACCAAGAUGCAGAUCUCCUGGACGAUGCUGAUGCUGCCAGGUCCCCAGCUGCCCUCCUGGAGGAGCUCCUGCUGCGGGGGGAGAAGGGGCCACACAGCACUGUGCCCUGCACCGGGCAGGGUCCCUUCUACUAUAUUGGAGGCACCAACGGGGCUUCAAUAAUCAGCUCCUACUGUGAGAGCAAGGGCUGGCAGCGUACCUGGGACAGCCGCCAGGGGGACUACACGCUGAAGUGGUGUGAGGUCAAGGGUCGCGACAGCUACUGCAGCUUCCGGGAAGGUGAGCAGCUGCUGUUCCAGCUUCCCAACAACAGACUCCUCACCACCAAGAUCGGGCUGCUUGGCGCCCUGAGGGGGUACGCACGGCUCAUGGACAAGGCCAAGAAGAUGUCCCUGUGCAGCCCCACCAAGGUCCUGCAAAUGGAAGAGUUUUUCCCAGAAACCUACCGUCUGGACAUCAGGAACGAGAGGGAAGCCUUCUCCGCCCUGUUCGAUGAAACCCAGAUGUGGAUCUGCAAGCCCUCGGCCUCCAACCAGGGCAAAGGCAUCUUUCUGCUCAGGAACCAGGAGGAAGUCGCCGCCCUGCAGGCCAGCACCCGGCGCGUCGAGGACGACCCCACGUACCGCAAGGCGCCUUUCCGGUCGCCGCAGACGCGGGUCGUGCAGAGGUACAUCCAGAACCCGCUGCUGCUGGACGGGAAGAAGUUUGAUGUGCGCUCUUACCUGCUCAUCGCCUGCGCCAUGCCCUACAUGGUCUUCUUUGGCCAUGGCUAUGCCCGCCUCACCCUCAGCCUCUAUGACCCCCAUUCCAGUGACCUCAGUAUCCAUUUGACCAACCAGUUCAUGCAGAAGAAGAGUUCCCUGUAUGUGCUGCUCAAAGAGGACACAGUGUGGAGCAUGGACCACCUCAACCGCUACAUCAAUGACAACUUCAGAAAGACCAAGGGCCUCCCCAGAGACUGGGUCUUCACCACCUUCACGAAGCGGAUGCAGCAGAUCAUGGCCCACUGUUUCCUGGCCGUCAAAUCCAAGCUCCAGUGCAAGCUGGGUUACUUCGACCUCAUUGGCUGUGACUUCCUGAUUGAUGAGAACUUCAAGGUGUGGCUGCUGGAGAUGAACUCCAACCCCGCCCUGCACACCAACUGUGCCGUCCUGAAGGAGGUGAUCCCAGGCGUGGUCAGCGAGACCCUGGACCUGGCACUUGAGACCUUCCAGAAGAGCUUGCGAAGCCAGAAGAUGCUGCCGCUGCUGUCGCAGCGCCGCUUCGUGCUCCUGCACAACGGGGAGGAGGACCCGGGGCCGCGCCCGGGGGCCCUGAGCAGCCUCCUCCGCCCGCUGCCACCCCGCGCGCGCAGGCCCGCGACACCCCGGGACCCCGGCGGCGCCCACGGCCCGGGCACGGCCGAGGAGGAGCGCGAGGAGCGGAAGGACGCCAGCCGGAGCAGCUCCUAG